This is a messenger RNA of Lentinula edodes (shiitake mushroom), 717 nucleotides long. RefSeq names its product 60S ribosomal protein L6. Gene Ontology annotation, cellular component: ribosome; cytosolic large ribosomal subunit. Bases 1 to 717 code for a protein of 238 amino acids. Gene Ontology annotation, molecular function: structural constituent of ribosome; RNA binding. The record is from RefSeq and is a predicted model, not a curated record. The transcript has 2 exons. Gene Ontology annotation, biological process: ribosomal large subunit assembly; cytoplasmic translation. Lineage: Eukaryota; Fungi; Basidiomycota; Agaricomycetes; Agaricales; Omphalotaceae.
AUGGCCAGAAGUAAAGAACUCGUCCCCGGAGUUGGGCGUUUCUCCCGAUCCCAAGUCGCUGCUAAGCGCGGUCUGUACAAGGGUCUCAAAAAAUCCGAAAAACCUGCUGUCGAGCCCACUCCGGAGACUGUAGAAAAGACCAUUGGUGGCAACAACAACGGUGAAAAACGUAUUGUUCCUACCUCCAAAGCUCCUCGAUUCUACUCCGCAGAGGAUGUGCGCCAGCCAAAGAAGAGUCGUAAAACUGCCAAACCUCCCCAGCUUCGUUCUUCGAUAACACCUGGAACUGUCUUAAUUUUACUGGCCGGGCGAUUCAGGGGGAAGCGUGUUGUAUUCUUGAAGCAGUUGGAGAGCGGUUUGCUGUUGGUUUCCGGGCCUUACAAGGUCAACGGUGUUCCUCUGCGACGUGUUAAUCAGGCAUAUGUUAUCGCCACCUCUACUAAGGUUGAGCUCGAGGGUAUCAAGCUCUCUGAGGAACUCAACGAUGCCUACUUUGCCAAGCCUUCUUCCAAGGGUGCUAAAUCCGCAGAAGAGGAGUUCUUCGAGGAAGGCAAACCUAAGGAAAAGGAGGCUUUCCCUGCAUCCAAAGCUGCUCUUCAGAAAGAGGUUGACUCUACCCUCAUCACCGCCAUCAAGAAGACCGAGAACCUUGUCAAAUACCUCAGAUCGACGUGGGGUUUGUCAAAGGGUCAGUAUCCUCAUCAGAUGGCGUUCUGA